GGCCUCGGUGGGACGAUGCUUGAGUCCAUUCGCGUGACGGAAAAGCUUCACUGGCCUGAGCAAGAACUCGCCAAGAAGUCUAUUCUAAAUGCAGAAGAUUCAUUGAUCAUUGACAGCAAAAGAAGCCUUUCACAUUUACCUGCUGGAAUACUAAAGGACAUUUUCACAACUGGAACCAGUAGUUACAAUGUCCUACUACAAAGCAAGGAGGAGAGAAAACAUCAUUUACAAAAACAGUCUUCAUCCACCUACUCCAAAAGAUGUAGAAAACCCAGCAAAUCUCCUAGCUCCCCUCAUAGUAAAGAUCCUUGCAGGACGAAAACCCCAGUGCCUGUGGCAAGCAGUGGUACUUGGUACUGCCUGGAGAGGCAGCCUACUGUUUUUGUCACUAAGUCAGUGUCAAGUCCUGUAAAGUUUACACAUGAUAUCUCUGUUACAGGGAACAGCAUAAUACUGCCACCUAAACCAAAAAGCAAGGUCAGGCGACGCCAUUUCUCCGCUCUUCCAAAGCCAAAGCAGCAGCCUCAGUUCUGUAGAAGCUUUGAAAAAGCAGAUGAGUUUUCUGGAAAAAAAUUUUGCAUAUUGACUGCUAUAAAGCCUACCAACUUAGAGAAAGAGAAACUGAGAUUCUUCAAGUCUGACUAUACCUACAAUCCACAGUUUGAGUAUGCUAAUCCUGCUCUGCCAAGUGUGUUAGCCAAACACAGCAACGCAUCUAACCGAUUUCUUAAGCAGUCCAUCAAUAUUAUGGAGCUGACUUUACAGAAAUAUGGAAGCUAUGAAAAAUUUGAACAAGCUACUGGUGGUAGUUUGUUAUCUAAACCUCGAAUCUGGAAUCAUGUUAGGAAGUACAUGAUGAAGGAAGGCUGCCUGGGAGAGAUUGUAGUUCAUCUCACUGAGGACCUACUUUCCCGUGCUUCAAUGACAGUAGUAAAUGGAUGUCCAACUCUGACCAUCAAUGUUUCCACUGCACGUGAGCAUUGGCUGGAGGGAAUGCUGAGGCACGAAAUAGGCACACAUUAUUUUCGAGGCAUUAAUAAUCUGCAGCAACCAUGGAAUAGUUGGAUUGGUCGUAAAAAACAUGAGCUAAAGCCAAACAAUCCUACAGAAGAAGGACUGGCAAGUAUUCACAGUGUCCUGUUCAGAAAAGACCCCUUUUUAUGGAGGGCUGCCCUCCUCUACUACACUGUUUAUCAAGCCAGCCAAAUGUCUUUUUGUGAACUCUUCAAAGACAUUGGCAAAUUUGUCAAGGACCCUAAUACAAGGUGGGAUUAUUGUGUACGAGCCAAAAGAGGAUGGACUGAUACUUCUCAACCAGGGUGUUUCAGUAAAGACCAGGUAUACUUAGAUGGAAUUCUUCAAAUCCUUCGAUACAGAGACUCCAUAGACUUUCAUCUACUCACUGCCCUGGGGAAGGUUUCUUAUGAAGAUGUGGAUCGUUUAAAAGGAUUGGCAGUUACUGAAAACAUGAGGGUCCCUCACUUCCUGCAAGACUAUGACCGGUAUAUGGAACAUUUAGAGAAGAUCAUGGAAGUGAAUGAACUGACUGACAGAGAACUGAAAGACCUCAUAUAGUAAUUAGCAUUCUUGCAAACAUAGUUCAGCUAUACCUCCAUAUAUAUUACCAAUUAGGUGCAGUUAGCACCAACAGAUUUAUAAAAGAAGAAUGAGUUUUUACUUGAGUUUUCUGAAGAAUAGUCUUCAGAAUUUGGCUGAAUUUUUAAGUUAAACAAACCUUAAAUUAUUUCCCCAAAAUGUUUCUAUAGGCUUCAGAGGAAAGUUAACUCUUAUUUUCAUCUGAAUCUCACCAGAGUCAAAUGAAAAUACUACUGCUGAGUGUUUUUGGAGACUGUUGGUUGAAUCAAGUAAUAAACUGAGCACUGAGGCUAGCUCCAACUGGAGAUAGGUGAAUUUCAGGCAGUGUCAUGCUGACUCCAAGGUCAUAUUAUUCUCCUUUGAAAAAUUAGUUUGUGACACUCUAGAAGGCUAACUAUAUCUAAGAUUUCUUGUUUCUCCUGUAUGUUAAGUAAUGUUAAAUGGAGGGGAGAAAACAAUUUGAAAAGUUUUCAUUAAGUCCUUUAUUUAUUUCAUGCACUAUUGUUUUAACUUCUCAGUUUAUAAGAACUAAAUUGAGUCUUUUUUGGUGGUGGCAAUGGGGAUUGGACCCAGGACCUCACACAUGCUCAAUACAUAUAUGCUUUGCCACUAAGCUACUCCUCCAUGUGCCCCUCCUCUGAGAAUUUCCUUUUUUUUUUAAAUCUAGUUAUAUCUCUUGACUAGACUCUGUUUUCAUUUGAUGAAAUAUUGUGCCCCUUUAAAUAUUUAGCAAAGUUUUAAGGUCUUUCCCUCGGCAUAAUUUUAUAUAAAUAAUUAACAAAAGCUCCAGAGUUGUUUGUCUAUACAAAUCAAAAUAGUUGGAGAAGGGAAAAGCCACUUACCUUUUUUGGAAUAUGUAACAAGGAAGAGACAGAUAGACUAAGUUGUUUGUAAACUUGACCAUGCUCUGAAAAAUGAAAUUUCUAGGCAUUCUUAUCUGAUGAACCAGACCUGUGAUAUUGGCUCAAUAUAAAAAUCUUAGCAAAAAUCAAUAUUUUAUGUCAAAUCAGUAUCAAUCAAUAUUAAAAUCUUUGAUUUCAUCAACCAAUAAUAACAUAGUUUGAAUUUAAAAAUGGAAGUUCUGUUUUGCUAUAUUUCUCCUGCUAUUGGCUUAUAUAUUUAACUUUGUAAUUGAUCCGUUUCAGUAUAUAUUCGUGUG
Messenger RNA from Marmota flaviventris (yellow-bellied marmot), 2755 nucleotides. It is a transcript of the gene Matcap2, whose product is annotated as microtubule associated tyrosine carboxypeptidase 2. Lineage: Eukaryota; Metazoa; Chordata; Mammalia; Rodentia; Sciuridae. The record is from RefSeq and is a predicted model, not a curated record.